AUGCUAGACAUAUUCAGAGACUCUUUCGUUGGCCAGGCCACGCGCAUCCUCACCCGUCACCGCUUCUGCCGAUAUCCAGAGGACGAUCCGACCUUCGUCUUGCGUGAGGAAGUCUCCAAGUUGUCUGUACCGCGGCCGACUGAAGACUCGGAGAAACGUGAGGACCCAGUCGUGACAUGGUACGAUGCAACAGAUCCCGAGAACCCUCAAAACUGGGGCGCCGUGAAGAAGAGCUGGGUGUCGCUCCUCCUCCUUCUCUACACCUUCUCCGUCUACAUCGGCUCCUCCCUGUACACCGCCAGCGAGGCAGACAUCAGUGACAUCUACCACGUCUCGCCCGUGGCAUCCGCCGUGGGCCUAUCGAUAUACGUGAUCGGAUACGGUAUCGGACCCCUGCUUUGGUCGCCUCUGUCCGAGAUCCCGGCCAUUGGGCGUAACCAUCCUUACUGCUUCACGUACAUCAUCUUUGUCCUGCUUUGCAUCCCGCUGGCUUUUGUGGAAAACUUUGCCGGGGUCCUGGUGCUCCGCUUCCUGCUGGGCUUCUUCGGGUCGCCGUGCUUGGCUACCGCUGGGGCAAGCUAUGGCGAUUUCUGGUCCGGAGGAAAGAUGCCUUAUGUGAUCGCGUUAUGGGGCGGUGGGGCAACUCUAGGUCCUGCACUGGGUCCGGUGGUGGGCAAUUUCGCCGUCGCAGCAAAAGGGUGGCGCUGGAGUACCUGGGAGCUGCUAUGGCUUAGCGGGCCAACGCUCAUCCUCAUGCUUCUGUCCCUGCCCGAGACGUCCAGCUCCACGAUUCUCUACCGCCGCGCUCGUCGACUUCAAACCAUCACCGGCCGCAGUGACAUCAGAUCUGAGUCGAUGGUUACACAAGCAAACAUGAAACCUCGCGAGAUUGCCGUUUUCGCUCUGGUCAAGCCGUGGGAGAUCAACGCCCUCGAUCCCGCCGUCUUGUUCUCCACAUUCUACACGGCAUUGAUCUAUGGCAUCUACUACUCCUUCUUCGAGUCGUUUCCCCUGGUGUACCGCGACGUCUACCAUUUCGACCAGGGAGCGCUCGGCCUCGCUUUUCUCUCCGUCCUCACCGGCCUGCUCAUCGCCGUCUCGGUCUACGUUGCGUAUUUCUACUUCAUCGCCGACCCUUGGAUGGCGAAACAGGAUGAGAUCCCUCCAGAAGCGAGACUGUGGCCGGGCCUCAUCGCUACAUUUUUGAUCCCGAUUGGGCUGUUCAUAUUCGCCUGGACAAGCCGUACAUCAGUGCCUUGGAUCGCCAGCAUGAUCGGCGUGGCCACGAGCAUGUGCGGGGUGUUCAUCAUCACGCAGUGCAUGUUCAUCUACCUACCGUUCACGUACCCAACAUACUCCGGAUCGCUCUUUGCGGCGAAUGGCUUCGCGCGCGCCAUGUUCGCCGCCGGUGCCGUGCUGUUCGCCUACCCAAUGUUCGAGAGUCUCGGCGUUCCAGACGGCGUGAGUCUCCUGGCGGCACUGACUUGCGCAUGUUGUGUGGGCAUCUAUAUUCUGUAUUAUCGAGGCGCGGCCAUGAGGAAACGGAGCAAGUUUGCGGUUUCUUGA
Neohortaea acidophila is the source of this 1566-nucleotide messenger RNA. Its product is annotated as major facilitator superfamily domain-containing protein. Lineage: Eukaryota; Fungi; Ascomycota; Dothideomycetes; Mycosphaerellales; Teratosphaeriaceae. Gene Ontology annotation, molecular function: fluconazole transmembrane transporter activity. Bases 1 to 1566 code for a protein of 521 amino acids. Gene Ontology annotation, biological process: xenobiotic detoxification by transmembrane export across the plasma membrane. The record is from RefSeq and is a predicted model, not a curated record. The transcript has 3 exons.